GAAAUAUUUCAAAAACUACUUAAUUGUGAAGAACCCAAUAUCCAAUCUCAGGCUGAAUAUUUAACUGCUGAAUACUACCUACACGAAUAUGAAAAAGCAUUAAAUAUUUCUAAUCAAAUUUCUAAAAGAGAAGGUCCUAAGUUCAAGGAUAAAGCCUCAGAUAUG
Molecule: messenger RNA, 165 nt
Organism: Racocetra fulgida
Lineage: Eukaryota; Fungi; Glomeromycota; Glomeromycetes; Diversisporales; Gigasporaceae
Source: the annotation of a GenBank genome assembly